Messenger RNA from Aspergillus wentii DTO 134E9, 2515 nucleotides. RefSeq names its product DNA damage response protein RcaA. The transcript is spliced from 5 exons. NCBI's taxonomy places the organism in Eukaryota, Fungi, Ascomycota, Eurotiomycetes, Eurotiales, Aspergillaceae. The coding region runs from base 1 to 2118 and encodes 705 amino acids. Gene Ontology annotation, molecular function: protein binding; damaged DNA binding. The record is from RefSeq and is a predicted model, not a curated record. Gene Ontology annotation, biological process: double-strand break repair via homologous recombination; mitotic G2 DNA damage checkpoint signaling. Gene Ontology annotation, cellular component: Mre11 complex.
AUGUGGAUUCUCGACUCUGAAGGGGACUUUCUGGAUGGGAAGCGCGUUUGGCUGCGCCCCGGAAAGAAGUACCUCUUCGGUCGGAUUAAACAAGAUGGAGUUCGACAUGCGAUUCAGCAUAACUCAAUAUCCCGCAAACAUAUGGUGAUCGAGGUGGCGUCAGUUAAACCGGGCGAUGAGGCUCGACCUUACGCGAAAUCUAAGAUAUUCGUAAGCGAUCAAGGCUCUAAAGUUGGCACACAAGUUGAUGGGGAGCAAAUCGAAAGCGGGAGCAAGAAGUUGUUGGCUGGAGAAGAACACACGAUCAAGCUGGGAAGAUACAAACAUGACCUACGCAUAAAAUGGCAGCCGGUCAUCCUAACCUUCUCCCUUUCCUCCAAGGAAUUAAAAGCGAAAGAUCCUCUAGCCCGCGUCCGCUCCCGCGUUGAAGACUUGGAUAUCAAGACAAUUGUCGAGUACGUCGGUAAAACCACGCACGUUGUUUCAAAAAAGAGAAACACGUCCAAAGGCCUACAGGGGCUCGUGAAUGGGAAAUAUAUCGUUCAGGACUCGUACAUCGAUGCACUCGUCUACGCCGCAACACCAAGUGAUUUGGAAGCAUUGGAAUCAUUAUCGCCAUUAGAAUCAGACUUUGAUUCUGCAUGGCCAGAUCCGAUGGAGCAUGUCCCACCCCCGGGUAACGAACCCGUUCAAAGACCAGCCGAGGCGUUUGUUCCAAAUGCUAGUCGCAUGAAUAUUUUCGACGGGUAUACCUUUAUUUUUGGCGAUCCGAGCCAAUACGACAAUCUUCAGGCGCCAAUUAAUGAAGGGCAUGGAAAGGCUCUACUUUACCCGAUUGAGAAUGGUGUCACGACACCAGCAGAAAUUGUGCAGUAUAUGAGAAAUGCAGCUGGUCAGAAAGGACUGGGUGAAGAAAGAGAUGGUCCAGGAGGUGUCGUUCUUGUUCGAUUUCGCGCAAGCGGAGACUACGAGAAAUGGUCAAACGACCUAGAUAAGCAGGUUGCUCAGAUGACUGACCAGCGUGUCAUUGAGCAAAAGGAAUUUCUUGAUGCAAUCUUAGGGAACGACGCCACACCUCUUUGCCGGCAGCUCCUUAGUUCACCGGAAUCAAGCCCAGAUACCCGCAUGGAACCGCAAUCGCAAGCCGCAAUGGUUCCUGAUAACAGUCAAUCCCAGUCCCCUUUGACCUCUCAACCGCCUGAGGAACCCAGCCAGGCUCCCAAGUCUAAAGCGAAAGCCUCCCGAGUCCGCCCCUUUGUCAGCAAAAUGAAAACCUUUGACGACGGUUUUGAUAUCGCGUCUAUUCCUGCCUACGAACCAGAAGCAGAUAUUCCCUCACCUCCGCCCAUGGAUAUGGAAGUCAUCCCGGAAGAGCCGUCACAAGCUCAACCUAACAUGGAAGAGGAAGAAGAAGACGUGAUGUCUAGCCUCUUACCCGGUGCUAAAGCAUUGAAGCGCCGCCGUGCUGAGACUGUCCAUCUUGACCAAGAUGAUUCAAAAUCUCAUGUAAAACAGGAAGUAGAACGCAAACCUAAGCGGCAGAAGCUGGAUGUGAUCCAGGCAGCCCGACAACACCGUGAAGCAGAGGAUGAUGCCCGGCGCAAGCAGGAAGAAGCCAGUUUCCAAGAUUCGCUGAAAGAUACAGAUAUUGAGAAGCUGAAGGAUCUUGCCAUUGUGGAAGAGAUGGAAGUACCUUCCAGGUUGGCUCGUGCCCAGUCCACUGACAAGGGUGACCGGUGGGAUGAGAGAUGGAACGGACGGAAGAAUUUCAAAAAGUUUCGGGCAAAGGGUGAUUCAAGCCAGCCUCGCCAUCGCGUCCAGACAGUUAUCGUUCCCUUGGAAGAGGUGACCAGAAAGGAAUUUGGUAUCGGUGACCACCACUGGGUCAGCACUCGCAAAUCACCCGAGAACAGUCCCCCUCCAGCAAGUCGUUCUGUCCGGUCAACAUUCGUGAGUCAGGAGAAUGCUUCAAGCUCUCCGCCCCAAUCAACAGCUCCAGUUGAAUCGCAAACACCGGCUCCAGUAUCUCAGGCGCGAAGUCAGAAGAGAGCUCGGGAGGUCCGUGAUUCUGAAAGUGAUGACGAUGAACUUCGAUUCCGGUUCCGCCGCCGAAGAUAGUGAUAACAGCUAUAUCAGCGGUUGGAUCUAGUUUAUGUAAAAGAUAUUGUACAAAUAAUUGCUCGCAGGUUCGACAAUUCAUCAUAUUAGUGUGAUAACAGUUAACACCCACCACAUUCACUAGUGAUAAUGCCCCAACGCAACUUUAUCCAUAGACAUAACUUUACUAACCUCUAGCUAUCCAAACUAUAACCUCGUUUAAACUUCGGCUCCUCACCCCCAGGAGGCAACGAAUAGGAAUACACAGAGGCAACAGACGAUCCAGCCUCGCCAGACGCCGCCAAUUCCUCACCUCGACUCGCUCGAACCCCGCGCGAAGAACACGGGAUCAACAAAUGGCCGCCCCAUACUUAUAUGUAGCGUAAGAUGAUAAGAGAUGAUCCAUUCUUUAGCCCCC